UUUGCACGGCCAGACGCUCGUGGACGGUCCGGCUCCGCACUCGUCCGGCAUAAUUGGUCCAGAAAUAAACCGUAUCUACAGAAGAGGAGAGGAGGAAGAGUAGGGUGAGGGUGAGGAUUCCUGUACUCGGGAGGUCAGCAGAUGACCGGUACCUGUGGGACCAUGGCUCUGGACCGCGGUAGCCCUGUUGUAUCUCCUCCUGAUGUCUCUGCGAUGAGUCUGGCCCGGAUUCACGACAAACACAAGCUGAGGAAGUUCUGGGAGCAGAAGAUAGAGAGACACAGUCAGAUGGAGGGGAUUGAAGAAUUCCGGAUGAAGAGGAGCGCUCUAUCACGGUUACGGGGGGAGUGGCUGCAGCGGCUGCAGAGUCGGAACCAGCAGGUGAAUGAAAUCAUACGAGAGGAGAGGAUUAAGAAAGCCCAGCGGAUUCAGGAGUUCUUAGGACUUCAGAGAGAAAACUGAACUCUGUGUUUCAGACCUGGAUCUGCUUUAUUCAUUUAUUCAGACACUGUAUCUUAACAUGCUGUACAGCUUAAACUCUGAUGUGUGUACAGCUGCUUUCUAAUGCUGGUUAAUCAGUGUGGAGAUACUGGUCACGUCCCUCAACCAUCAAACUCAAACACAACCAGAUUAACAACCUUAAUUACAGGGGUUGAAGAAUGAAACUGAAACACCUGGUUUUAGAGCACAAUAAUUGAUUGUGGUGACGGACAGUUCUGGUGGAAACAGGAGAGUUGAGGUGCACAUCGAAUUCUGCGUGAUUUGAUCAGCCGUGGUUUUAUGUUUUUUGGAUACAAUUCGGGUUAGCACCCGAACAUCCCUUUCAGACAGCUAGCCUCUUACAGCGUCCACAGUUAAUCCUGUUGGAUGUGGUUGGUCCUUCUUGGUGGUACGCUGACAUUACCCUGGAUACCGUGGCUCUUGAUGCAUCACAAAGACUUGCUGUCUUGGUCACAGAUGCUCCAGCAAGACGUGCACCAACAAUUUGUCCUCUUUUGAACUCUGGUAUGUCUCCCAUAAUGUUGUGUGCAUUGCAAUAUUUAGAGCAGAACUGUGCUCUUACCCUGAUAAUUGAACCUUCACACUCUUACAGCUCUUACUGGUGCAAUGUGCAAUUAAUGAAGAUUGAACACCAGGCUGCUGCAAUUUAGCCAUGAAACCUAAAAUCCCACACUAAAAUGAUGACAGGUGUUUCAGUUUCAUUGUCCAACCCCUGUAUCUUGAGCUGGGCUUUACUUAUAAGGAAAUAUUCAGUUUUGACAUGCUGGUCAACCAGCACAACACUAGCACAUAUCUGUUAGCAUGAAUGCUAGCUUCAACUUUAAAAUGUAAUGAAGUAUUGUUAAAACUGUGAAUUUCAAAUAAAACAGAUUAUAAACAUAACUGACUGGAUUCUCUCAAACAAAGUCAAA
Astyanax mexicanus (Mexican tetra) is the source of this 1412-nucleotide messenger RNA. RefSeq names its product protein FAM240B-like. The record is from RefSeq and is a predicted model, not a curated record. Lineage: Eukaryota; Metazoa; Chordata; Actinopteri; Characiformes; Acestrorhamphidae. Bases 142 to 462 code for a protein of 106 amino acids. The transcript is spliced from 3 exons.